Molecule: messenger RNA, 1948 nt
Organism: Drosophila albomicans
Lineage: Eukaryota; Metazoa; Arthropoda; Insecta; Diptera; Drosophilidae
Product: serine-aspartate repeat-containing protein I-like
Exons: 14
Coding region: 16-1917 (633 amino acids)
Source: RefSeq, a predicted model, not a curated record
GUUGAAUCCUCAGUUAUGCGUGAUGUUGAGUCACCCGGCACCGUAGUGUCCUCCGAGGUAGACGUUGAGCUAUCAGAAGAUUCUGAAGUAGAUGUUGAGCUAUCAGAAGAUUCCGAGGUAGAUGUUGAGCUAUCAGAUGAUUCUGAAGUUGAUGUUGAGCUAUCAGAAGAUUCUGAAGUAGAUGUUGAGCUAUCAGGAGAUUCUGAAGUAGAUGUUGAGCUAUCAGAAGAUUCAGAAGUAGAUGUUGAGCUAUCAGAAGAUUCCGAAGUGGAGGAUGUGCUAUCAGAAGAUUCCGAGGUAGACGUUGAGCUAUCAGAAGAUUCGGAGGUAGACGUUGAGCUAUCAGAAGAUUCUGAAGUAGAUGUUGAGCUAUCAGAAGAUUCAGAAGUAGAUGUUGAGCUAUCAGAAGAUUCCGAAGUGGAGGAUGUGCUAUCAGAAGAUUCCGAGGUAGACGUUGAGCUAUCAGAAGAUUCGGAGGUAGACGUUGAGCUAUCAGAAGAUUCUGACGUAGAUGUUGAGCUAUCAGAAGAUUCUGACGUAGAUGUUGAGCUAUCAGAAGAUUCUGAAGUAGAUGUUGAGCUAUCAGGAGAUUCUGAAGUAGAUGUUGAGCUAUCAGAAGAUUCGGAGGUAGAUGUUGAGCUAUCAGAAGAUUCUGACGUAGAUGUUGAGCUAUCAGAAGAUUCUGAAGUAGAUGAUGUGCUAUCAGAAGAUUCUGAAGUAGAUGUUGAGCUAUCAGGAGAUUCUGAAGUAGAUGUUGAGGUAUCAGGAGAUCCUGAAGUAGAUGUUGAGCUCUCAGAAGAUUCCGAGGUAGAUGUUGAGUUAUCCGAAGAUUCUGAAGUAGAUGUUGAGCUAUCAGAAGAUUCUGACGUAGAUGUUGAGCUAUCAGAAGAUUCCGAAGUGGAGGAUGUGCUAUCAGAAGAUUCUGAAGUAGAUGUUGAGCUAUCAGGAGAUUCUGAAGUAGAUGUUGAGCUAUCAGAAGAUUCUGAAGUAGAUGUUGAGCUAUCAGAAGAUUCUGAAGUAGAUGAUGUGCUAUCAGAAGAUUCUGAAGUAGAUGUUGAGCUAUCAGGAGAUUCUGAAGUAGAUGUUGAGCUCUCAGAAGAUUCCGAGGUAGAUGUUGAGUUAUCCGAAGAUUCUGAAGUAGAUGUUGAGCUCUCAGAAGAUUCUGAAGUAGAUGUUGAGCUAUCAGAAGAUUCCGAGGUAGAUGUUGAGCUAUCAGAAGAUUCGGAGGUAGACGUUGAGCUAUCAGAAGAUUCUGACGUAGAUGUUGAGCUAUCAGAAGAUUCUGACGUAGACGUUGAGCUAUCAGAAGAUUCUGAAGUAGAUGUUGAGCUCUCAGAAGCUUCUGAAGUAGAUGUUGAGCUAUCAGAAGAUUCCGAGGUAGAUGUUGAGCUAUCAGAAGAUUCUGAAGUAGAUGUUGAGCUAUCAGAAGAUUCUGAAGUAGAUGUUGAGCUAUCGGGAGAUUCUGAAGUAGAUGUUGAGCUCUCAGAAGAUUCUGAAGUAGAUGUUGAGCUAUCAGAAGAUUCCGAGGUAGAUGUUGAGCUAUCAGGAGAUUCUGAAGUAGAUGUUGAGCUAUCAGAAGAUUCCGAGGUGGAUGUUGAGCUAUCAGAAGAUUCCGAAGUGGAGGAUGUGCUAUCAGAAGAUUCUGAAGUAGAUGUUGAACUAUCAGGAGAUUCUGAAGUAGAUGUUGAGGUAUCAGGAGAUUCUGAAGUAGAUGUUGAGCUAUCAGGAGAUUCCGAAGUGGAGGAUGUGCUAUCAGAUGAUUCUGAGGUAGAUGUUGAGCUAUCAGAAGAUCCUGAAGGAGUUGUUGUACUUUCAGAGGAAUCUGUGGAAUCUGAAGAAGUUGUUGUUCCCUCUGACGAUACUGUGAUGCAAGUUUCAGAACUGGUUGUCGAGGAAGGUGACUCAGUAGAGGUUUGAGGCUCGGUUGUGAUCGGCGUGGUCGCAGUUG